ACUUAAAAUGGGCUAAUGUUAAAGCAUACAUCCUUGCUAUUUCCAGAGCCAGUAUUCUGCUUGAGUUUGGACCCAAAGAGUAAUUCAUUGGCAGUGACGGGUGGUGAGGAUGACACGGCUUUUGUGUGGAGAUUGACAGAUGGCGAGGUGCUGCUGGAAUGCACAGGCCACAAAGAUUCUGUCAUCUCAGCCUCCUUCAGUCAUGACUCUGCUCUGGUUGUCACAGGAGACAUGAGCGGAGUGAUCAAAGUCUGGAAAGUUGAAACCAAGGAAGAAAUCUGGUCGUUUGAAGUAGGCGAUCUCCAGUGGGUAGAGUGGCACCCUUGUGCCCACGUGCUGCUGACUGGCACAGACGAAGGGAGUUGUUGGAUGUGGAAAAUCCCCAGUGGGGAAUGCAAAACCUUUUCAGGCCCUGGAUGCCAAGCGACCUGUGGCAAGAUCCUCCCUGAUGGUUACCGAGCAGUUGUUGGCUAUGAAGAUGGAACAGUAAGAAUCUGGGAUCUGAAACAAGGAUUGCAACUUCAUGUGGUGAAAGGGAAGGAUGGUCACCAGGGUCCCCUAACUUGCCUCGCUGUGAAUGACACUGGGAGCCUGGUCCUGACAGGGUCUGUUGACUGCACAGCCAAACUCCUCAAUCCUCUCACGGGCAAGGUAGUUGCUGUCUUUUCAGUCCCAAAUAACACAAAGGAAUGUGUGGACAAAGACCAGGUGGAGGAUACCGAAUCCAACUCUAAUUCUGUCGAGUCAGUGGGAUUCUGUCGGGUGCUUCCCUUGGUUGCUGUUGGAUUUUUGGAUGGCACCAUGGUGAUCUGGGAUAUUCCAUCACAGACAGUUCGUCAUAAAUGGCAGCUUCAGGCUGGUAUUGUGCAGCUUCUGUGGGAGGACCACUCACCCAUCAUAUACACAGGGAGCCUUGAUGGAGUCGUGCGCAUCUGGGACGCCAGGUCAGGAAGAAUGGCGGGUGAAUGCUGCGGCCAUGUUGCAGAGAUCCUGGCGUUUAUGGUGAAUAAGGAAGCAUCCGUGGUUGUCACUGCCUCUGGAGACCAGACUGCAAAAGUGUUCCACCUGCAGCGGCCCGACCGGUAGAAACAAUUUCAUCUCUUUUAACGGUGCUGACCUCACAGCCCACAGCUUACAGACUCAGCAGCUGCAACCCCCUGUGUUACCUGAUUUGUGCUGUGCAACAAGGACUCUUUCUGAUGGACCUUUUUAAAAGAAAAAAUAAAAUGUUUGCAUUUUCA
Molecule: messenger RNA, 1241 nt
Organism: Chiloscyllium plagiosum (whitespotted bambooshark)
Lineage: Eukaryota; Metazoa; Chordata; Chondrichthyes; Orectolobiformes; Hemiscylliidae
Source: RefSeq, a predicted model, not a curated record